Molecule: messenger RNA, 234 nt
Organism: Cynocephalus volans (Philippine flying lemur)
Lineage: Eukaryota; Metazoa; Chordata; Mammalia; Dermoptera; Cynocephalidae
Product: small ribosomal subunit protein eS27-like
Exons: 1
Coding region: 1-234 (77 amino acids)
Biological process (GO): ribosomal small subunit assembly; translation
Cellular component (GO): cytosolic small ribosomal subunit; ribosome
Molecular function (GO): structural constituent of ribosome; RNA binding
Source: RefSeq, a predicted model, not a curated record
AUGCCUCUCACCAAGGAUCUUGCCCAUCUCUCUCCAGAACAGAAUAGGAGGAAACACAAGCAGCAGCAGAGCCCCAAUUCCUCCUUCAUGGAUGUGAAAUACCCAGGAUGCUAUAAUAUCACCACGGUCUUUAGCCAUGCACAAACAGUAGUUUUGUGUGUUAACUGCUCCACUGUCCUCUGCCGGUCUGCAGGAAGAAAAGCAAGACUUUUAGAAAGAUACUCCUUCAGAUGA